CAGCUAUUCUUAGUUACAAAUAAUUUCAUGUCGGGGUUAUUCUGCUGCUUAUUCUGAACGCCAUUUAUAACCGGAUCUCAAGGAAACUGCCUUUCCGUAAGUUGCGAGGUAUAUAUGUCCCAAGAAGAUUUUUCCACUAGUAUGAAGUUAUGAAGAAUCGAAGCGAAGCGAAGAAAGUUAUUUGACACAGAGGACUACCUACUUAGGCCCUACCGUGCUGGCUUCCUUUUUACGCUGUAAAUCUGACGCUGGAUCUCGGUUUACAGUAGCAAAUGAGCUCAAAUUUCAUACAGCGUGAAAGUUAUCUUUGUGUUCAGUGAUCAUUUCAAAGAAACAAAAAUACAGUAAACUGGUUGGUUAUAAAGUCUGGCAAGGAUGGGAGAAACGUAUGACUAUCUGUUCAAAUUUUUAAUUAUUGGAAGUGCUGGAGUUGGGAAGUCAUGUAUACUACACCAGUUUAUGGAAGGAAAAUUCAAACAAGAUUCCCACCACACUAUUGGUGUUGAAUUUGGAUCCAAAAUUGUUAAUGUUGGUGGAAAAUCAGUGAAAUUGCAAAUAUGGGACACUGCAGGACAAGAAAGAUUCAGAUCUGUCACAAGAAGUUAUUAUAGAGGGGCAGCAGGAGCUUUGCUGGUCUAUGAUAUAGCUAGUCGUGAAACAUACAACAGUCUGACUACCUGGUUGACAGAUGCCAGGACACUAGCCAGCCCAAAUAUUGUGAUAAUUCUUGUUGGGAACAAGAAAGACUUGGAUGCAGAGAGAGAAGUGACAUUCUUGGAAGCUAGCAGAUUUGCCCAAGAAAAUGAACUGAUGUUUUUGGAAACUAGUGCCAUGACUGGAGAGAAUGUAGAGGAGUCCUUUCUGAAGUGCUCAAGGGUUAUUCUCAACAAGAUUGAAAGUGGUGAGCUUGAUCCUGAGAAAAUGGGCUCUGGUAUUCAAUAUGGAAAUUCAUCAAUCAGACGGACGAUUCAGCCAAGAAAUGAGGAAAAACCUGCUUGUGCAUGUUAGGAUGUUUGCAGCAUUGGGCAUUGAAAGGGGAAUUUAUUCUACAAUCUUUUGCAACACAUUAAACUCAACAUGCUUUUGAUGUGUGUACAUAAACCAAACAAGAAAGGCUGAAUUGUUAACAAGCAUUUUGAUCACUUAGUUCCUUAUUAGUGAUUUUAGAAUUAUGUUUAAUUGAUAGCACACCCCUUUGUUGUAUGCAGAUUCUAACAUUUAUGACUUCGUUGAGAUGGAUACUGAAAUACUAUAUUGGUAAUAGCAUACCUGUCAUAGCUUUUAUCAUUACUUUUUCCGCCAAAUCAUACAUUGACAAGAACGUUUUUAUAUAACCAGGUUUAUUUGAUAAAAAGUAGUACAGGUUGUUAAUAAGUAGCCUUGAAAGAAGCAGCACUCUGUAAUGUUUGAAAUUAGUAAUUGCAGCAUUCUGUAUCAACAUUUAAUUUGAAUUUAUUUACUAGGUAAAGGGUCAUCCUAACAGAAUCAUCUCUUUGUGAUCCCAAACUUAUAUGUCUGAUAAAUUAGGCAGCACAUAACUUAAGAACUAAUUUUUUCCCCCUGUUUUUGAUAAGGCAUAUUUUCCAACCAUUUUUUGAACAGGUAAGAGAUAGGAGAGUCUAUUGUGAUUCAAAAGCACAAGUCAACCAUUUUUUCUAAGCACUUUAACCUUUUGUCAGCUGUUCUAUUUGAUUCUUAGUAUCUGUUACCAAACUAAGGUUAUUUAAGCCUGUACUGAGUGCAAAGAUAUGGCCUUAUAGACCCCCAAAAAGCAGUUUGUAUACUGGAAAUGCCUGCCAUAGGUGAUGUAAUUGCUAUCAUAGCUGAUAAGUUUUCAAUGUGUAAAAACUUGCUGAAUUAUUAUGCUUUUAUUUAAUUAUGAUUGGAGUGACAUAAACCUUGCUUUUUCUUAAAAGUUUAAACAGCAAGUCAAAAACAGUAGUUUUAAGGGUAAAUUUAUAAUUAUGGAUGUAUGGUACCCAAGUCAAAGAUGUUGCAUAGCCAUCUUACAAUUAAUUCCUCAUUGUGAUUUUGCAGGUUCUAAUUAUCAGAAAUUGUUUUAGCAUUGACAAAAGCUUUCA
Rhopilema esculentum is the source of this 2081-nucleotide messenger RNA. Its product is annotated as ras-related protein Rab-4B. Gene Ontology annotation, biological process: Rab protein signal transduction. The record is from RefSeq and is a predicted model, not a curated record. NCBI's taxonomy places the organism in Eukaryota, Metazoa, Cnidaria, Scyphozoa, Rhizostomeae, Rhizostomatidae. Gene Ontology annotation, molecular function: GTP binding; GTPase activity.